AGUUGGAGAUCGUCCAUCAUGUCGUGUGUUCGUUGCGUCUGUUGUGUCGUCGUACGAAUGCCGUUCGAAAGUUUUACCGCCGCGCCGCUAUAACAACUUUCAGUGCUCAUACUAGACUACAUUUCAUACGCAUUAUUACUUUACCUUUAUUUAUAAAUAUUAUUUUCGCGUGUGUGGUGAAAACGGUGAUCUUAUUGGAAUAUUAUCCAUCAUAUAGACACAUAGCAAAAUAUCGUUCCAGAUAACAUCAUGGCUUACCUGCAUUGACGAGAAAUCAAAAAAUAAAGAUAAAAAUGCCGCCUUCGAGGGAUUCAAUGGCUUACACCAAAGGCCUACUUAACGGACCGGGACAAAAUAAUUGUUUUCUGAAUAGCGCUGUACAGGUGUUAUGGCACUUAGACAUAUUCAGACGGAGCUUCAGAGAGCUGUAUGGGCACGCUUGCAUGGAAGAGUCAUGCAUAUUUUGCGCUCUAAAGGAACUAUUCACAGCACUUGGUUCCAGCCAAGAAACAGCUUUGCCUCCAGAUGCACUGAGGAAAGCUCUUGCUCAAUCAUUUUACGACCAGAGAAGAUUCCAAUUAGGUUUCAUGGACGAUGCAGCAGAAUGCUUUGAAAACAUAUUAUUACGAAUACACUACCAUAUAGCCAACGAAGAAGCUGAAGACAUGUGUAAUGCAAAACAUUGUAUAUCUCAUCAGAAGUUUGCAAUGACAUUAGUUGAACAAAGUGUAUGUGGUGCUUGUGGAGCUACCUCAGAACCUCUACCUUUCACUCAGAUGGUGCAUUAUGUAUCCGCUUCUGCAUUGACUGCUCAAGUUAAACAAUUUCCUUCAACCGGUCAAGCCGAUCUAUUUGGUCAACUAUUGAAGAAAGCUGGUGGAAUGGGAGAUAUUAGAGAUUGCCCAAGUGCUUGUGGUGCUAAAAUACAAAUAAGAAGAACACUAAUGAACAGGCCUGAAAUAGUUUCAGUAGGUAUAGUUUGGGAUUCUGACAGACCUACGUUAGAUCAUAUAAUGGCCCUUUUAAGUACACUGCGAACUUCAUUACGUCUAUGUGAUGUAUUUCACGGAUCAUUCGACUUACCAAAUGGAAGUAUGCCCCUACAACAUCAAUUAGUCGGAGUUGUGACGUAUUACGGAAAACAUUAUUCUACAUUUUUUUAUCACACUAAACUAAAAAUUUGGAUUUAUUUUGAUGAUGCUAACGUUCGUGAAAUUGGUCCUAGAUGGGAACAGGUAGUAGAAAAAUGUAAGCGAGGAAGAUACCAACCUCUUCUGCUCUUAUUUGCUUCUCCUGAAGGUGAACCCGUUAAUGCAACAACGGCACCAAAAUCUAUAACAAAGGCAACCAAACUUUCGUUUAGUGCAAACACUAUUCAAAGUUUGUCUCAAUGCCGUAGGUCUCUUACACCUAAUCCAGAAAAACCCUUAUCAAAUCAAGGUCAACGGAGAGCUGUCACUCCAAACCCAGAUCCAAUAAUUGCAUUAGCCAAACCAGGUUUAAAUUCUUCAAUAAACGAGUAUCAAAACUUGGCUCACUAUCAAACAGUUAUAAUGGCUAAAGCUGCAGAAAUGUACACAAAUGAUGAUUUAAAUGAUCAACCGGGAUCACCUAGAUCUAUGGCAUCUAAAUGUGAACUAGUUAGAAGAGAUUCUGGAAAUUGGAGUGGUGAUAGAAAUAGUGCUUCAUCCUCAUCAUCUACUUCAUUAGAAAAUCCUUACCAAUAUUUUGUUGGAAAAAUCCAAAACAGGGCUGGAAAUGGUUUUAGCGGCGUUCCUCGAAGCCCCAACAAACCAAAAGAUUAUACAAUGAAUCAAUUUGAUUUAGGAUAUGACUCUUAUUCAUUAUCUUCAAAUGAUAGUUUGCCUUUACAACAGAAUCUCAAGCAUAACCUACAGCUUGCUCAAAUACCGGAAGGACAUCAAACUUCUCAUACGUCAUUGAAAAAUGGUUCCAAAAAUUCUGCAGUCGAUGAAGUCGAAAGGCUUUGUGCCGAAGCCGAUCAGUUAUUGGGAAAAUCUGAAGCUACUGAAGAUUUAGUUAUGGCAUUGUCUUUGUGUAAUUUAGCUGCUGGUAAAGCUAGAGCUGCAAUGGAUGCUCCAUAUAGUAAUCCCCAAGUUGCUAGUUUUGCAAGAAUGAAACAUAACACUUGUGUGAUGAGAGCUCGCAGUUUACACAAGCGACUUGAAGAACCUCUUCACUCUACAAAUAAACAUGGUGAAGGAAGACACAGUCGAGAAGGAAGUAGUAGUAGCAAUAGAGGAUCUCAAGUAUCGCAUAGCCGGCAAAAUUCUAAAGAUAAAACAAUUCAGCACUCAAGGCAAAAUAGCAAAGAAUUACUUGACAUGUCACUUCAGUUAUCAUCUUUGCACAAUUCCCCUGUAGAUAAAUCUGUAAAAAACAUUGAAAUUUAUGCUACCUUACCGAAGAAUAAAAAAGGAUUGUUAUCUCGUUCAUCCAACAAAACAAAACAAGUAAUUGAAGAUGAAGAAUACAUGAUGUAUGAAAGACCUAGUAGAAGCUUACAAACUAAAAGUAAAGCUAAUAAAAAAGAUGGAGAAAAAAGAGCAAGGAGUGAAGAACGUGGUACAAAAAAUACUAAAGAAUUCCUGUCAAACUCUCUGACAAAGGAAACAAAAAAACCUAAAGUUGAAGAUAACAAGCAGCAAGGUAAAAAACAACAUAAAAUAAGGAGAAAAUUGCUAAUGGGUGGUUUAAUAAAAAGGAAAAAUAGAAGUAUGCCUGAUCUACGUGAAGAUGAGUUGCAGAUAAAAGAUCCACCUAAAGAAAAAAUUGUAUCUAAAGAUGACUCAAUGGUCGACUCAAUAAGUAGUCAAAACAAUCUAAGUGGAUAUUUUUCUGAAGGUCAUCUAGAGAGUACAGGAAACGCUAAUUUAUUGCGAAGUAAACUAAUGAGAAAAAGUUUCUACACUAACAAAUUCCUUCAUUUUGCUAAAGUACCACCGCCACCACCAAUGCGUACAUCUUCUCAACUGAGUAAAGCAGAAGGCAAUAAACAACAGAAUGAUUGGGGUUCUGAGCCUCAAUCCUUACCAUACAUCCAUCCUCGUAAGGAAGAUGUGACUUACGCUAACGGUGGUAUGUUACUUGACAAGGACAACAAAAAUGUUAUGAUUACUCAAGCUCAAGUUCAUCACAAUCCAGAACAAAAUGUUGUCAUAAACAAUGUUGAUGAUCUUGGGUUUCCAUUACCACCUUAUCCAAGUCCACUAAAUUCUGUGUGUCAUUCAAGACAACCUAGUGAAGAAUUUCCACCACCACCGCCUCCGGCACAACCAAUUGAUGAAGUUGAUGGAGCUUGUCCAGCUAUGCCUAUGGAACAAAUUAAAUUGGAAGUGAAUGAAGAAAACAAUUGGAUAAAAGAGUUACAAUCAAAGCAAGCCAUGUGGUGUGAUAAUGAUCAAGUUGGUCAAGAUUUAGAGUCCAAAUCAAUUGUAAAAGAUUUGAAAAAUAAAUUUGAACAAAAGAGCAUUAUUGAUAAUUUAAUAACACAUGCAAUUAAUAACUUACCAGCAGAUAGUAUUUGUGAAAUAGUCGACGACGAAGAAAAGAAAAUUGAAAAGGAGCUUAAGGGCGCAUUAAGCAAAACGUCAUUUGAUAGUAGCGAAUCAAAAAGAAAAUUAGGAAAAAAGAAAAAUGUUACCUUUUGCGAACAAGUAGUUCUAGUUGCGACUGCGGAAGAAGAUGAAGUGGAUAGCUAUAUACCAAAUCCUAUUUUGGAAAGGGUUCUUAGAUCAGUACUCCACAAAGAUAUUCCUAUUGAACCAAAUAGGGAAGUCACAAAAUCUGUAAUUCCAUUGAAACGAAACGACUCUGGUCAAUUCAAUCGUAGCAAUUUAUCUUUAAAAUCUUGUUAUGAAAAUAACAAUGUUGAAGAAAAAUCUAAUGUUGAAGUAAAAGAAGAGCUACCACCAAAAACGUAUCGCAUGUCUCCUGUGCAACAAUUGCCUCAAACACUUUCAUCCAUGGCGGUACAACCCAAACUAAAAGCACCUCUUCCUGAACAAAUUCAAAAACCUGUAGAAUCUGUAAAAAAUUACCGCAUGUCACCAAUUCAACAGUCAACAACUCUUAACCAAUCUCCAUUGACACAACAAAAAUUCAAAUCUCCUUCUACUUCACAUAUAGCAAAUGCAAUGUCAAAUUUGUCGAUAAACUCAAUGGAGAGUAUUCAGUCGGUUCAAAAUCAAUCCUCAACCACACAUAGGUUUUAUUCCCAAAACCAACAAAAUAACAUCUAUCCUCAACAGUAUCAAAGUCUUUCGCAUAUGGGACAUCAAAAACCGUUUUUAAACAAUGAACCACAUUCACUGAACUAUCAAUCGAUGAGUGAGAACAAAUCAAGUAACUCGCCUGUAAAUUGUAGAUCAAAUCAGUCUUCUUUGGAGAGGAAUCAAACGAUCAGACAACCGAACAUUAAUGUUCCGCCGAAUUGUUAUCCCCAACAGUCACCUGUUGAAGGCAGAAGCGGUCAUUUUAGAUACAACGGUGACAGUCAAACACAACUCCGGCUUCACGGAAAUCAAACAUCAAAUUCGGAAACAAAUACCCACCAAUAUCAAACCAACUCAAGCUCUCCCAGAACAUCUUACCCACAAAAUAAUGCACGUUUCAAUACUUCAAACGUUGAACCACCUGGUCAAUAUCAAAAUAACAACGAAAACAGAACGUACAACAACCACGGUCAAAUUCCCCAGUACCAAUGUCAACCGCUUGAGAGGUUGAACAGCAGCAAUAAUAACAUCAGUCAUGCGACUGAUAACCGGACAUGUUAUCCGCGGCAACCUAGUCCCGUACAAGCACAACACAACAACCUCAAUAUCAAUAAUUUCGGCCGUCACCAAUCAAGCCCCACGACUGUUUGUAGUGAAAACGGUAAUAGAACCACCUAUGGGCAGACGCAACAGCAUCAAUUCGACAGAUCGAGCUCUUCGAUCAAUUGUAGCGACAAGCCAGUGAUGAACCAACACCACAAUCCUCAUCAACAACAACAACAACAACAACAACAACAACAGCAGCAGCAGCAGCAACAACAGUUUAUUGAUAGGCUGAGCAUCGCAAGUAGCGAAAACAGCAAUAAAACAGGUUAUCUGCAACAGGGAGUAUCUGCUAACCAAGCGCAGCAGUUGGAAAGGAUGGCCCAACAUUACGAGAACAAGACUGGCGGGUAUCUGCAGCAGGGCCUAACCUCAACGAAUCUGUUGCCCCAGCAGCAGUUUGGCGUUACAACGGGAGACAACUACAACAACAACAACAACAACAACAACAAGACGGGCAGCAAUCAAUCGCAGCAGCCGUCGGUACAACAGUGUUCGCCGAACUACGCGCACUCCGAAUCGAGGACGUCGUCUGGAUACCCGAUGCCGCAGCCCGACAACAGACCCGCGCAGGCCCUUCCGGCCGGAUACCCAAGGAACUCUGUGGAAGUGAAACCUGGCCCACACUCACCGGGCGUGUUGCUGAGGCAGCGCAGCAUGGUCAACGGCUUCCAUUCGAUGCCGUACACCCGACAACCCGCGGACACCGUGUCUCACCUGCCGCCGGCGCACCCGAAAAAGGACGCCGCCCAGCCGACCAACGGUUUCGCGAGAUCGCCCGCCGAGUCGGCGCACGGCUCAUCGUCGUCGCUGGACCGGAACAAGCAGCUUCACCAGCAGUACGGUGGCCAGCUGGACGGUACGACGCCAUCGCUCCAGUCGCCGUCCAAGAUCCGCCCGGUUAACUCGUCGUCGUCGUCGUCGUCGUCGUCAUCGUCAUCAGCGGUGUCGUCGGUACAGAGGACCAACACGGUACGCAGGCCAAUGACUGUUUAUGAGCCGCAACAGUUACCGCCCUACCAGCACCCGCCGGUCCCGGUGGCGUUCAAACAGCAACAGCAACAGCAACAGUUGCAGCAGCCGUGCAGGCCCAACGGCCAGCCCAGGUCCACGACGCCCAACGGCAACGCGGCGGCCGCCGCCUCCAACGAUCCGGGCCGAUACGCCGUUUAUCAGCAGCCACCGUCACCCCGGUUGCAGGAGAAAUGCGCCAACGGCGUGAUGAACGGCAUGCCCAGGCCGUCGCCGUGCAACCUGUGCCGCAAGAAGGCCGUCAACCACCCGUCCAUAUACUGUUCGGACUGCGAUUUUUACAUGUCAAGGUUCAAGCCCAAGGCUCAAUCGACUACGUGCUAACAUGAUAUAAUAUUAUAGGUAGUGUUUGCGAAUAUUUUUU
Molecule: messenger RNA, 6234 nt
Organism: Myzus persicae (green peach aphid)
Lineage: Eukaryota; Metazoa; Arthropoda; Insecta; Hemiptera; Aphididae
Gene: ec
Product: bromodomain-containing protein DDB_G0280777
Exons: 13
Coding region: 294-6194 (1966 amino acids)
Biological process (GO): protein deubiquitination
Molecular function (GO): cysteine-type deubiquitinase activity
Source: RefSeq, a predicted model, not a curated record